Molecule: messenger RNA, 939 nt
Organism: Pieris macdunnoughi
Lineage: Eukaryota; Metazoa; Arthropoda; Insecta; Lepidoptera; Pieridae
Source: the annotation of a GenBank genome assembly
AUGAGUAAACCAGGACAGCCUCCACCAGUAGCACAAUUCAACCCGGUACCAAAGAUUAUAAACGGUGGCAUUGCGGGAAUCAUUGGUGUCUCCGUCGUGUUCCCCUUGGAUCUUGUGAAGACGCGAUUGCAAAAUCAAACUGUCGGACCAAAUGGAGAGAAACAAUAUAAGAACAUGCUGGAUUGUUUCCGCAAGACUUAUGCGGCGGAGGGUUACUUUGGCAUGUACAGGGGAUCAGCAGUUAACAUCAUCCUCAUCACUCCAGAAAAGGCCAUAAAGCUCGCUGCCAAUGACAUGUUCCGUUUCUACCUUACACUGCCGGAUGGAUCACUGCCAGUAUUUCGUCAAAUGAUCGCCGGUGGCAGCGCAGGCGCUUGCCAAAUUGUCAUCACAACUCCUAUGGAGCUGUUGAAGAUUCAGAUGCAGGACGCUGGAAGACUCGCCGCGCAAGCUAAAGCGGAGGGCCGAAAAUUCGAACGAGUCACAGCUAUGCAAUUGACUCGUAAGCUGGUGGCGGAGCGCGGUAUUUUUGGGCUUUACAAGGGUAUCACGGCAACUGCGGCGAGAGAUGUGUCAUUCAGUAUUGUCUAUUUCCCAUUAUUUGCGACACUCAACGAUCUUGGGCCCAAAGAGCCGGGUGCCGCUGCGCCACCAUUUUGGUGGUCCUUCGGAUCGGGUUGUGCGGCUGGGUCAACGGCCGCGCUCGCAGUUAACCCCUUCGACGUUGUAAAGACUCGAAUGCAGACUCUGACAAAGGGAAGUGGCGAAAGACAGUACACCUCCAUCCUAGAUUGUAUCACGAAAACCCUAAAGUUUGAAGGGCCAACCGCCUUCUUCAAAGGCGGGGCGUGUCGUAUGAUUGUCAUAGCCCCGCUCUUCGGAAUUGCGCAAACCAUCUAUUAUCUAGGUCUAGCCGAGAACUACCUAGGCAUUAAAUAA